Molecule: messenger RNA, 1038 nt
Organism: Sungouiella intermedia
Lineage: Eukaryota; Fungi; Ascomycota; Pichiomycetes; Serinales; Metschnikowiaceae
Source: the annotation of a GenBank genome assembly
AUGACUUCUGUUUUCCUUACUGGCGCAACUGGUUACAUCGGUGGUGAAAUCUUGUAUCAACUUCUCACCCAUGGCGGAUACAACGUCACGGCAUUGGUGAGAACAGAUGCAAAAGCUCAAUUGUUGUCUGAAAAGACAAACGGCGAGGUAAAAACCGUGGUUGGCUGCUUAGACGAUCUUGAUACCAUCAGCACGCAAGUAGAUGCUGCUGAUGUCGUUAUCAACACUGCCAAUGUGGAUCAUGUUCCAAGUGCAGAAGUGUUUGCUAAGGCGUUGGCUAAGAAGACCAAAAAGACGAUUUUCAUCCACACAAGUGGUACUUCUGUGGUUGGUGAUCCCUUGUCUUCCACUAAGGGUCCUUCCACCGUUGUAUACAGCGAUGUCAAGUCAAUUGAUGAAAUCAACUCCUUGGCUGACGAAAAGCCUCAUCGCCCAGUCGAUAAAAUUGUAUUGGACAUCGAGGAACAGAACGCAAAUGUGAAAACCGUGAUAGUUUGUCCCUCGACUAUUUUUGGAAAGAGUAGAGGUUACGAUAACCUCUUUUCAUCUCAGAUUCCCCUCUUGGCUGCCCUUUCAAAGAAACACGGUAAAGCUUUCACAGUGUACCUGGGGGAUUAUAUCUGGUCUCAUGUUCACAUCCAUGACCUUGGUGACUUGUACUACUUGAUUCUUGAGCGUUUGAUUGCAGAUGAGUCUAUCCCAACUAGCAAGAAGGGUUACUACUUCGGUUCGUAUACUGAUUCGUCCGCUAUAACCAACUCACCAAGCGAGAUUGAACAUUCCUGGAAGGGUGUUGCCAUUCAAAUUGGAAAGAUUCUUAAGGAGAAGGGCGAAAUUGAGACCAAUGAAGUUGAGCAGCUUUCUCCAGACGAAAUCAAUACCUUUUCGGGAUACCUGUUUGCUCCUUACUACUGGGGCACUAACUCUAGAACUAGAGGAGACAAUGGUGUAAAGAUUGGGUGGAAGCCUAAAUACGCUUCUUCUUCCAUGUUUUGGGAUUCUCUUGAGGCUGACGUUGACCAUGCUUUGACUAAGUAG